Paraphaeosphaeria sporulosa is the source of this 1269-nucleotide messenger RNA. RefSeq lists its product as uncharacterized. The transcript is spliced from 2 exons. Lineage: Eukaryota; Fungi; Ascomycota; Dothideomycetes; Pleosporales; Didymosphaeriaceae. The coding region runs from base 241 to 1044 and encodes 267 amino acids. The record is from RefSeq and is a predicted model, not a curated record.
GAUCGCGCUAGUAGCAAAGCAGACUAGGCGGGUACUGGGGCGCGGGUUCGGCAGCGUUCCGGCGCACCUCCCGCAAAGCUGACGCGGCGAAACCGCCAUCGACCCGCCUGUCACAGCAAGCGUCUGCCUGCGCACCUGUGGGCGUCGCGUAACCCGGGCCGAGAGCAUACAGUCCGUAUCUUCGCAGGCCAGGAGACCGAGGGCUAGCCGCGCAGGAGACGCGAGCUCGAGUGUUGGUCUAUGAGCUACGCCGCGACCCGUCGGCGGAUGUUCACUGGAGCACAUUGGGAUGAAGAGUCGGGGCGCACACGAGCAAUGGCUGACUUGACCUUCACCUUUGGCUCGAGCUAUGGGUCUGGGUCGGGCUACCGCGACAUCAGGGACUUCCGCAGCCAUCUCAACUUCGACCGCGCCAUCCACGGCUCCGAAGCACCCCAAGAGUCUGCCGUCAUCUCCCUCUCCGACCACGACCCGGACGCCUUUGCCCUUUGGCGCACCUGGAUCUACACGGGCAAGCUCGCCAUCCUCCCGGACCCCCCGCUCCCCUCGGACUCCAACGAUGAGCGCACAGCACACUACGCCGUCCUCGCGCACGCCUACAUCCUUGGCGACUACCUUGUUGACAUCCCCUUCAUGAACGCCAUCGCAGACGUCUACGUCCUCAACGCGCGGGGCAUCGACGGCGCCCGCGCGCUGUACCCCUCCAACGAGGAGAUUGGUGUGCUCUACGACGGGACCUCGCCUGACAGCCCGAUCCGGCGGCUGCUCGUGGACAUUUGGAUGUACCGGGGCAAGCCGGAGUGGCUAGAGCGCGAGGUCGACGAGGACGUGCUGCCGCGCGAGUUCCUGGUCGAGGUGGUGCGGAAGCUGCUGGAGCUGAAGAAGGUGCGCGAGGGGGAGACGAUGAGUCGGCCGUGGAAGAUGACGCAUGAGCAGUAUCACGAUCGGCGGGAGGUGGGUGUGCAGGAAGAGAUGGCGGAGGCCCAUCGAUGCGAGGACGAAGACGCUCCCGCAGUUGGUUUUGAUGACUUGUUUCCCGAGUGAGGGUUUUGGUGGAGUUCGGAUAGUGUGGGAGAGCGGGACGGCAUUCGAGGGCGUUUUGGCAAUAUGAUGAUUGUGCUGGGUUCGUCUACAUGAGAAAUUACGGAAUUUGUUCCUGGCUCCUGGUCGGGAGAUGCGCGGUAGGGCGCGCCCGAUUUUGGAUAUCGGGGGCGCAGUCUUGGCUCUUCUUCCAGGCUGGCUAGCUAUUAUGCAGUGAGGCAGCGAUGA